GGAGCGGGGUGGCGGCGCCGCUCGCACGUCUCGCGAUCAUUCCUUCUGGCGCUCGCUUUGUUUUGUUUUAUUUAUUUACUUAUCUUUUUGCCUAACGACUGACAACAGGCGGCUGGUUGCACUUAGGGACCCUUGAAGUGGCCGGGCCUGAGAGUGAGACCCCAGUCCUAGGCUGGGGUUCUUUCCAAAUAGAGGAAACGGAUCCAGAGGGGCUACAGACCAAAAUUGUUGAGAACCAGACAUACGAUGAGCGUCUAGAGAUUAUCGACCCGGAAGAGGUUGCCAGUAUUAGCACUCCAACCCCGGGACGUCAAGGCCCUCCUUUUUCUGCUGCUCUUCCCAACAAGACGAUGGCUGAUAAUAGCAGUGACGAGUACGAGGACGACAACAAGGUGCGUGCGCAUGCGCUGUGACCCUCGGCUUCCUUUGAGAAUCGGGCUCUGGUGUGGUCAGUGCGAGAUGACGCUGAGUCUGCAGGAACACUCACCUCUAGUGCCUGAGGACCUUUGAGCUGCUGUAGGAAAAUCCUGGAGGAAAAAGUAGAGUCUUGAGAUGUUGUCUUCUUCAAGAAUAAAGCCUGCUAUUGUUAUUUCCUGUCAGAUGCUAGCUAUCAAAGCUAGAAUUUCACUUUUACUGGAGAAGAAGAAGCCCUCCCAGCUGACACCCCAGCAGGGUUUCAGUGAGAAUGAUGAUGAUGACGACGAUGACUCUUCUGAGACCGACUCUGAUGACGACGAUGACGACGAGGAACAUGGGGCACCUCUGGAAGGGGCCUAUGAUCCUGCCGACUACGAGCAUCUGCCAGUCUCCGCGGAGAUCAAGGAGCUAUUUGAGUACAUCAGCCGGUACACACCUCAGUUGAUUGAUCUGGACCACAAACUGAAACCUUUCAUUCCGGACUUUAUCCCAGCUGUUGGGGAUAUCGAUGCAUUUUUAAAGGUGCCGCGUCCUGACGGAAAGCCUGACCACCUUGGCCUCUUGGUGUUGGAUGAGCCAUCCACAAAGCAGUCAGACCCUACUGUGCUUUCGCUGUGGUUGACAGAGAAUUCCAAGCAGCAUAACAUUACGCAACAUAUGAAAGUCAAGAGCCUGGAAGAUGCAGAAAAGAACCCCAAAGCCAUUGACACCUGGAUCGAGAGCAUCUCUGAGUUACACCGCUCCAAGCCCCCUGCGACUGUGCACUACACCAGGCCCAUGCCUGACAUUGACACUCUGAUGCAGGAGUGGUCCCCGGAGUUUGAAGAGCUCCUGGGAAAGGUGAGUCUGCCCACUGUCGAGAUCGAUUGCAGCCUGGCUGAGUACAUCGACAUGAUCUGUGCUAUCCUGGACAUUCCUUUCUACAAGAGCCGGAUUCAGUCCCUCCACCUGCUCUUUUCCCUCUACUCAGAGUUCAAGAACUCCCAGCAUUUUAAAGCUCUUGCUGAAGGCAAGAAAACAUUCACCCCUCCACCCAACUCUGCCUCCCAGGCCGGGGAUGUGGAGACACUGACAUUCAUCUGAGCCUCCUCCUGGGGCUGUGUUUCCAAGUCAGAUGGAGACAUGGGCUCUGUUGGCAGCUUAACCUCUCCCUGCUCCACUCCUGGGCUCUGGCAACAUGAGUCCUGCCGCCUUGUCCUUGAGAGCAGGGCACACCUGGGUUUCACCUGCCUCCCGUUGCCUUUCCUGAGAAGGAUGUAUCCACACUGCUGUGGGCCUCUGAGUUGGAAGAACUGGAACUCUGAGAGCCCCAGGACACAGGUUGGGGGAGGAGCUUCUGAAGACACACAGUCUGUUCUGUCUGUUGUGGUGGAAUACAUACUGGUUUUCACCCAUG
Arvicanthis niloticus (Nile rat) is the source of this 1813-nucleotide messenger RNA. The record is from RefSeq and is a predicted model, not a curated record. Lineage: Eukaryota; Metazoa; Chordata; Mammalia; Rodentia; Muridae.